CAAAAUUGAUCAAUUGAAAUGCCGUCUGCAGGCUCAUCUGAGCAGGCUGCGCCGCGCAAGAAGAAGCAACGCGCCGGACCAGCACCGUUCUACUUGCCAUUGAAUAUAACGCUCUACGUGUUCCUCAUAUCGAACUCAAUUGCCGCUUUUCUCGCUCCGAUCCAAGACUGUGACGAGGUCUUCAAUUUCUGGGAACCCACGCAUUACGUCGACUACGGAUACGGGCUUCAAACAUGGGAAUAUUCGCCGGUUUAUUCGAUCCGAAGCUGGCUAUACAUUUCUCUCCAUGCCCUCGUGGGGAAGGCUGGCUCGUUGCUAUUCCGUGAUAAGAUCUCCGCGUUCUACGUCGUUCGUUUCGCUUUAGCCGUCUUCUGCGCCUCCUGCGAGACAAAGCUGUACUCAGCAGUUUGCCGAACCCUGAGCCCGAGAAUUGGACUUCUGUUCCUCAUGAUUGUCGCCUUCAGUCCGGGCAUGUUCCAUGCUUCUACUGCGUUCCUCCCGUCGAGCUUUACUAUGUAUACGUCCAUGCUGGGCUUGACUGCUUUCUUGGACUGGAGAGGCGGGCAGAAGACAGCGCAGGGUAUUAUGUGGUUUGGGCUGGGUGCGAUUGUCGGCUGGCCAUUCGCUGGAGCGCUGAUUAUUCCGCUUUUGCUUGAGGAAUUCGUCAUUGGAUUUCUUGCGGGCUCUCUCAAGAAAGUGGUUUUCAGCGUCGUUGAUGGGGCUUUGCGGUGUCUAGCCAUUCUGGCCGCCGAGGUCGCUGUUGACUAUGUGUUCUUCCAAAAGUUUACAAUCGUCCCGUGGAAUAUUGUCGCGUACAACAUUUUCGGGGGUGAAGGAAGAGGCCCUGAGAUCUUUGGUACAGAGCCAUGGACGUUCUACAUCCGGAACUUGCUGCUUAACUUCAAUGUCUGGUUCAUUUUUGCUAUACUGGCUGUGCCGCUGCUUGCCUUCCAGGCAAUCUUCCGGUCUCAAGCCACCAAUAAGCAGACGAUUCUACGAACCGUUACCCUUCUCACACCGUUCUACAUGUGGCUCAGUAUUUUCAUUGUCCAGCCUCACAAGGAAGAGCGCUUUAUGUAUCCCGCAUACCCCUUCCUUGCUCUCAAUGCCGCCAUUGGCUUCCACAUGCUCCUCUCAUUUAUCGGGUCUAGCAACCCGAAAGAGCUAAUGGGGCGGGUGCCUGCCCAGUUCAAACUUUCUGUGGUCCUGUCGGUGGUUCUUCUGUCUAUCAAUGCAGGCUUGCUGCGAACCGUCGGUAUGAUCACUGCCUAUAAUGCUCCUUUGAAGGUGUUUGAACCGUUAGAAAAGACGGAAGUCCAGGCUGGCGAGUCUGUCUGUUUUGGCAAGGAGUGGUAUCGAUUCCCGUCGUCAUACUUCCUCCCCAACGGUAUGCGGGUGAAGUUUAUCAAGAGUGAAUUCAAGGGACUUCUUCCCGGAGAGUUCCCUGAAGCUGCUGAUUACCCCGCUCUUUCUGAUGGUGCAUCACGAAUUCCCACUGGAAUGAACGACCGCAACGAGGAAGACACUGGCAAAUACGUCGACGUCUCUCAAUGCUCUUAUCUGGUUGAUUCGUAUUUUUCCGGACGUGAAGCAACCGAGCUGGAGCCGCAUUACGUCGAAGACGAGUCGCAGUGGGAGAAACUCUCCUGCAAGAAAUUUCUUGAUGCCUCCCGGACUGGUCUCUUAGGUCGUUUGAUCUGGAUUCCUGAUCUCCCGAUCAUCCCGGAUCGCUUCCGUCGACAUUGGGGACAAUACUGUCUUCUCAAGUGGCGUGAUGCUGAAUGGACGCCGUCCAAUUUCAAAAGACCAACAGCGGCGCCGUACCCGAAUUGGGACGUUCAUACAGCAAAGCCUAUACCGUAUCGGCCAUUUCGAUAUGGGCCAAAAUACUUUAUCACUAUGGGGUUACGAAGUAUGAAGUGGGACGAAUGGAUAGAACUUGAUAACCACUAUUUCCGCUACCAUGCCGACAAAACCCGUCGAAUCAAAGAACGAGGUCCAAAGAGUUGCAUGACCGCCCCAGAGGCAAUGGACGGAGCAAUCGAACUUCUAGAAGAACUCUGCACCUACCUCCCCGAACGCUAUCCCACCAUUUUCCUCAAAACCCCCACCGGAAUAACAAACCUCGCCACAAAUGAAUGUUUCAACAUAGUCCAACGCCCCCUCCCUGAAGACCCCAUGGCCACCUCCGCCCGCCUAAUCCAAGAUGACCUAGCCCUAAUGAUCGAGCUCCCAGACGGCGACUACUACCUCCUCGCUGGCGCAAUCCUCCUCCCUGGUUUCUGGCGCUUGCAGGAUAAAUUCGGCAUGCGGCUUUCGGAGAUACAUACCUCGGGUGAUGUUCCGCAGUAUAAGGAGAAGUUGGAGAAGGGGAUGAUGAAUUUCUUCCGGAAAUUGAGGCCUGAGGAUCCUGUGCUACGGAAUAAUUAUUUCAUUCAGGUUGAUGAUAAUCUUGCUUGGUCGGAUAGUAUUGGGCCUGAGGACUCGGAGGAGGUCUCGUGGAAUACUGCGCAGAAGGACAAGGCUAUUGAGCAUCACUUUUUCCGCUCAGAAAGGCAAUCUCUUCGUCGGCUUCCGAGAUCAGGGGCUGUGGUUUUUACUAUCAGGACGUAUUUCGAGCCUAUUACGGAGAUUGUGAAGGAGCCGUAUGUGCCUGGAAGACUGGCAUCUGCUAUUCGCAGCUGGGGUGAUGAUGUGUCCAGGUAUAAGGGGAAGGAGAAGUAUGAGGGGGUUUUGUUGGAAUACUUGGAUCGAAAGCAUGAGGAGCAGGUUGCUGCUGGGCUGGAAUUGGAGAAAGAGGAUGAUGUUAGGGGUUAUCCUUUUUAGUUACUUCUGUGCAUCGGGUUCUUCGUCCACAUCUGGAUAUUUUGUAAAUAGGCUUUACGCUCGAUGAAAAUCAUAACGUUCAUUGAAUCAUCAUCUCUCAACUGUCCCCAAUGUCCAACAUGUCUACCCAACCUUCGACUCCAACGUAAACAUCCCAAAUCUCUCUCAUUCGGACCCAAUACCAGAUAUCUAAGGAGUCGGCGCAAGCAAAACAGCCGCACAAGCCGCCUGACAAGACCCAUACGCCGUGUUACACGCCACAAUACUAGCAGGCGCAGAAGCACCCAGAGUAGCGCCCCAGGUAAAGCCCGCAGCAGAGUAGCAGGCCAUGACGACACCUGAACAGCCGGCCUGACAGACGCCGUAGCCUGCGGGACCGGCGAUGGCGGUGGUUGCGAGGGGGAGGAGGAUGGCGGUGGAGAUUUUCAUUUUUUUUUUUUUUUUUUUUUU
Molecule: messenger RNA, 3276 nt
Organism: Aspergillus glaucus CBS 516.65
Lineage: Eukaryota; Fungi; Ascomycota; Eurotiomycetes; Eurotiales; Aspergillaceae
Product: dolichyl-P-Man:Man(6)GlcNAc(2)-PP-dolichol alpha-1,2-mannosyltransferase
Exons: 8
Coding region: 19-2826 (935 amino acids)
Biological process (GO): protein N-linked glycosylation
Cellular component (GO): endoplasmic reticulum membrane
Molecular function (GO): alpha-1,2-mannosyltransferase activity
Source: RefSeq, a predicted model, not a curated record